Magallana angulata is the source of this 3419-nucleotide messenger RNA. RefSeq lists its product as uncharacterized. The record is from RefSeq and is a predicted model, not a curated record. Lineage: Eukaryota; Metazoa; Mollusca; Bivalvia; Ostreida; Ostreidae. The coding region runs from base 549 to 1661 and encodes 370 amino acids. The transcript has a single exon.
AGGAAUAUUGGGUCUGUGUUACCCAUAUGGCCAGUGGGACAUGUUUCCUUCCAAUUAUGAAUUUAAUGUUAACAUGUAAUUAAAAAUCAUGUUGAGACUAUUUAGUUACAUGAAUGUUUGGAUCUACAUGUACUAAUAAUGAUGAAGGAACAUUGGGUCUGUGUUACCCAUAUGGUCAGUGGGACAGGUUCCUUACAAUUAUGAAUUUAAUGUUAAUAAUGUUAUGUAAUUAAAGUCAUGUUGGGACUAUUUAGUUACAUAAUGUUUGAAUCUACAUGUACUAAUAAUGAUGAAGGAACAUUGGGUCUGUGUUACCCAUAUGGUCAGUGGGACAUGUUCCUAUUAUUAUGAAUUUUAUGUUAACAUGUACAUGUAUAUCAAAAUCUGUGUUGGUAUUCGCUUAACUAUCAGGUCAAAAUACCAAGUACAUGGUUGAAAUCAUCUGUUAAUGCAAAAGUUAUUAUGAAAAAAUGCUUAUGGGUUAGGCUAAUCAUAUAUGUGAAAGGAUAGGAUUCAUACUUAUUAUUCUUAUUAUAUAUUUAGCCAUUAUGCCACCCAUAAAGAGAGCCAGGAGAGAUGAUGUGGCAACGGGAGGUGUACCACCACCAACACCACCAACUGAAGUACAUAAUGGGAAAAAAGGGCAAAAAAGAACCCGAAAACAGGCGGAGACUGACACUGUCAAUGUGCUAUCAAAUCUUGAUUAUGAACUACUGGCAAAAGAAAUUGUAAACCAACAAAAAGCUGCUAGUGAGAAACAAAACAUAGGUGAAAAGGUUGGGCAACCUCCAAUGGUGAAUUCUGUUGAGGAUACUGCACCAGUAGUUGGGGAAGCUAUACCGGCCGCUGCCACAAUUCCUGCCUCUGCGGCUGCCACAAUUCCUGCCUCUGCACUGGGAACAUUACUGGAUAAUGUGUUCACAGGUGAGCCAGCAGGCAAUUUAUCUCAGAGUACGGGUAGUAGUUUUGCAUGCUUUAGUAGCCCUCAAAUUCACUUAUCAGAUUGUGUGCCUCUAGGAGCAUCAGUUUCCUCCAAACUGAAACUUAAAAUUUGGAACAAUGAAUUUGUUGACUUAAAAAAUUUAUUGCCGACCUCAGGAGAUGAACCCCUUUCAAUUGUGGUACAAGCGGGGAAAAUUGAGCUACAACAAGCGGCUUCACAUAAAACACCUAUUACAAUCCAUCAAUGGACAGAUGCUUUUCUGGUAUUCAGUACAAUUUACUUACAGAAAUUUCCCCAUGAGGCAUGCAAUCUGUUAAAAUACAUGUUUACAAUUAGGGAGAUUCGCAAGCUUCAUGGGGACCAACCCUGGAGAAUGUAUGAUGAGUCAUUUAGGAAAAUAAGAGAGACAUCCCUCCUGCCGUGGGAGAGAGUAGUAACAGAGUUGCGACUUAAGGUAGCCUCUAUGGGUUUAAAGUCUCCUACCCAAUUCCAAGCUUAUAAUGGUAAACAGCAGCCCUUUCGGGCAAAACAGUGCUACAAUUAUAACAAUUGGCAAAAAUGUAACUCCCUACCCUGUCGAUUCGCCCAUACUUGCCAAGCCUGUAGUGGACCCCACCCCCGAUUUCAGUGUAGAAACAUGUCAUCCAAAUCUAUCACAUCAAACAGGAAUGGCGCUGGUUCUUCCAACUCCAGUAAACCCGUUAAGACUUCACAAUGAACUAUUAGGUUAUGAGGCAGAUGAAUUAAAAUUGUUAGUGAAUGGCUUUACAUUUGGGUGUAGAUGAGGCUGUGUUAAGUCCCCUUCCAUUCAUCCUCCUCAUAAUCAUAAGUCUACAUAUGAGCACCCAGAAGUUAUUGAAGAUUACAUUCAUACGGGUUUAAGUAAGCAGAGGAUAGUUGGCGGCCCAUUCACAAAACCCCCUUUACCUCUUUUUAAAACUUCUCCUCUGGGGGUUGUACCAAAAUCCGAGCAAAACAAGUUUCGAAUCAUUCAUGAUUUAUCCUUUCCUGCUCAGGACUCAGUUAAUUCUAAUAUACCUAGGGAAUACUCUCAUGUUCAUUAUGUUUCAAUUGAUACGAUACUCAGUUUGGUGCAUCAAUAUGGGAUGGGUUCACUUAUGGCUAAAACAGAUAUAAAGGAUGCCUUCAGAAUAAUCCCCGUGAACCCAAAGGAUUAUCAUUUUUUGGGUUUUACUUGGAAAGGUCAGUUCUACUACGAAAGCUGUUUGCCACUGGGGACAAGUAGCUCUUGUCAAAUAUUUGAGAAGUUAGGAACAGCUCUUCAAUGGGUUAUGUUAAACAAGCUAGAAGCAGGGGGUAUGUCUCAUAUGUUGGAUGAUUUCUUUUUUAUUGGACCUCCUCAGUCUGAAAAAUGUAAAAAUCAUUUGAUGAAUUUGUUUGAUUUAUGUGGAAGGAUUAAUAUUCCAAUUAAUGAUAAGAAAACUUUCUGGCCAGUAACAUGCAUCACCAUUUAUGGUAUUUUAGGUUGAUUCUAUUGAUAUGAUGAGUCCGCUGCCACCAGACAAAUUAAAAAAAUGUAGGACUCUUGUAUAUCAGUUUAGUAGGCGUAAAAAAGUUACUUUGCAGGAGCUUCAAUCAUUAAUUGGAGUCUUAAAUUUUGCUUGUUUGGUAGUAGUUCCUAGUAGGGCAUUUUUACGUCGUUUGAUUGACUUGACUAUAGGUGUGAAAAAACCUUAUUAUCAAAAAAAAUUUAAUAAUGAGGUAAGAGCUGAUUUAGCCAUGUGGCUAGAUUUUCUUCAAAAUUUCAAUGGAAAAUCAAUUCUUUUUCCAGAGGAAUGGGAAUCUUCAGAUGUCACGCGACUAUUUACAGAUGCUUCUGGUUUUGUUAGGAUUUGCUGCUGUGUUUGGUUCAAAAUGGUUUGCUGAUGAGUGGACACAAACUCUACCUUUGCAAAUUGCCGUAAAAGAAUUGUUUCCAAUUGUUUUGGUUUUGGAAAUUUGGGGUUCAGAGAUGGCAAAUAGAAAAAUCUUAUUUAUGUCAGAUAAUAUGGCAGUGGUAGAAGUAAUCAAUAAACAGUCCAGUAAGGAAAAGUGCCUCAUGCAUUCUACUUCGGCGUUUUCGGAUAGUGGCAGCAACACAUGCUGCACAGUUAGGCUAUUCUGAGAGUUUUAUUCAGCAUUUAGGCUGCUGGAACUCCAAUGCAUUACACAUAUAUAUUAGAAUACAAUCGUUUCAACUGUAAUUAUUUGUAUCUACAUUCUUUCUUACCCCUGCAGUUUAUUUAUAGCAGGCCAGUGAUUAACUGCUGCUAUUGAUCUGUACCAAAAAAUGUCCUUAUGUUUGUUACUUUUUCCAUAAGAGAAUCUUGUGCGUAAAAUAAGGAGGGUGUCUCAAUUAAUUUUGUUAGUUAUAGUAUGUUUACAGGUGUAGGAAUUUGUAAUGAUAGGUCAGUGUUUAACUGCUAUUUUUUAGUUGCGCAUUGUGUCUUUAGAUAUUGUUAGUACAACUUUUAAG